AUGGCCGCGGCCGCCUCCGAGCUGCUGACGGGAUGGUGCCUCUUCGGCCUGGCGCUGCUGGCUAUUCUAAUUUUCUGCUGGGUUUAUGUGCGCAAGUAUCAGAGUCGGCGGGAAAGUGAAGUAAUUUCUACUAUAACAGCUAUCUUUGCGUUGGCAGUUGCUCUUAUCUCAUCAGCACUACUACCAGUGGACAUCUUUUUGGUUUCAUAUAUGAAAAACCAAAAUGGUACAUUUAAGGACUGGGCUGAUGCUAAUGUUUCAAGACAAAUUGAAGACACUGUACUUUAUGGAUACUACACUUUGUACUCCAUCAUACUGUUCUGCGUCUUUCUGUGGAUUCCCUUUGUCUAUUUCUAUUAUGAGGAGAAGGAAGAAGAUGAUGGCAACACAUGUUCACAGAUUAAAACUGCACUCAAAUAUACUCUGGGAUUCAUCACAAUUUGUGCAGUUCUUCUCUUAAUUGGUGCUUUUGUCCCUUUGGAUAUUCCCAACAAGAAGAAUUCCACAGAGUGGGAGAAAGUGAAGCUCCUGUUUGAAGAAUUUGGAAGUAGUCAUGGCUUGACUGCUCUUUCAUUUUCCAUUAGUUCCUUGACUGUGAUUGGAAUGUUGGCAGCUAUCACUUACACAGCUUAUGGUAUGUCAGCUUUGCCUCUAAACUUGAUUAAGGGAACUACCAGUGCAGCUUAUGAACGUUUAGAGAACACUGAAGAUAUUGAAGAAGUGGAGCAACAUUUAUUAAGGAUUAAAUCAAAGUGCAGAGAUGGUCGGCCUCUGUCAUCAAGGGAUAGACGGACUGUACAACAACUAGAAGAGAGACUAAGGACACUUCGAAGAAGAGAGAGGCAUCUGGAGUCUAUUGAGAAAAGCUGGUGGGCAAAGUUCUGUGAAGCUAUCCGACCUCUAAAGAUUGUGUGGGGAGUACUAUUCAUUAUUGUGGCACUGCUCUUCACUGUCUCUCUGUUCUUGUCAAAUUUGGACAAAGCUCUGCAUUCAGCUGGCUUCGACUCGGGGUUUAUAAUUUUGGGAACUAAUCUGACCAAUCCAUUGAAUAUGCUAUUACCUGUUCUUCAAACAGUUUUUCCACUUGAUUAUAUUCUUAUUACAACUAUUGUUAUGUACUUUAUCUUCACUUCAAUGGCAGGGAUUCGAAACAUGGGUAUAUGGUUCUUCUGGAUAAGGCUUUAUAAAAUCAGACGAGGAAAAACUCGACCUCAAGCACUCUUGUUUCUAUGUAUGAUACUUCUGUUGAUAGUUCUUCAUACCAGUUACAUGAUCUACAGUCUUGCCCCUCAGUAUGUAAUGUAUGGAAGCCAAAAAUACCUGGUACAGAGUAAUAAGACAAUUGAUGGCCAGCCAAAGAAUGUGACAACAUUUGUAUCUAAAGACUGUGAUGCAGAUGCACCUGAAGAUCAGUGUAUUGUUACUCGGACGUACCUUUUUCUUCAUAAGUUUUGGUUCUUCAGCGCUGCCUAUUACUUUGGGAACUGGGCAUUCAUUGCAGUCUUCUUAAUUGGAUUAAUUGUUUCAUGCUGCAAAGGCAAGAAAUCAGUUAUUGAAGGUGAAGUGGAUGAAGAUGAUUCAGACAUGAGUGAUGAUGAACUGUCUGUUUAUUACCAUUGAUAGCUUUUUGCCUUCCAGAUGGAAAAAUGUAAUUACAAGUUAUGUUGAAAGUCAUACCCAUGUGGAAUUGGUAUCCAAAUAAGUAUCCUUGCACCUGUAAAAAUAGAGGAAAUAAAUGUACUCACCUGAAGGGGUAAAAAACUGAGUAUCACUUUUUGAGUGUAUCACUGUUAUAGCAGAACAAAUUUUGAAGCCGGGUUUGAAUAA
This is a messenger RNA of Gavia stellata (red-throated loon), 1827 nucleotides long. RefSeq names its product LMBR1 domain containing 1 (gene LMBRD1). Gene Ontology annotation, cellular component: vacuolar membrane. Gene Ontology annotation, biological process: protein localization to vacuole. The coding region runs from base 1 to 1620 and encodes 539 amino acids. Lineage: Eukaryota; Metazoa; Chordata; Aves; Gaviiformes; Gaviidae. The record is from RefSeq and is a predicted model, not a curated record. The transcript has 16 exons.